Messenger RNA from Cheilinus undulatus (humphead wrasse), 1405 nucleotides. RefSeq names its product family with sequence similarity 50 member A (gene fam50a). The record is from RefSeq and is a predicted model, not a curated record. Gene Ontology annotation, biological process: chromatin organization. Gene Ontology annotation, cellular component: nucleus. The transcript is spliced from 13 exons. The coding region runs from base 150 to 1148 and encodes 332 amino acids. Lineage: Eukaryota; Metazoa; Chordata; Actinopteri; Labriformes; Labridae.
GCCAUUUUUCUUGUUGUGGCUGCUGUGUUAGGAGCACGUCUGCCUUCAUAGUUGUGGAUAAAUUUUCUUCUUUUGAAAUUUACUAAAUUAUUUAAAGUGCUUUGUCUUUAAAUCCUUCAUAACUAAGCGUCAAACACAAAGAAAGCAACAUGGCGCAGUAUAAAGGAGCUGCCAGUGAGGCUGGCAGAGCCAUGCAGCUGAUGAAAAAACGAGAAAAGGAGAGAGAGCAACUCGAACAGCUGAAACAGAAGAUUGCUGAGGACAACAUGGUCAAAUCCAAUAUUGAUAAGAAAUUCUCAGCGCAUUAUGAUGCUGUGGAGGCAGAGCUCAAGUCCAGCACUGUUGGUCUGGUGACACUGAAUGAUAUGAAGGCCAAGCAGGAAGCGCUGGUAAAGGAGAGGGAGAAACAGCUGGCCAAGAAGGAGCAGUCAAAGGAGCUCCAGCUCAAGCUUGAGAAGCAGAAGGAGAAAAAGAGGAAGGAGGAACAGAAGAGAAAAAUUGCCAGUUUAUCUUUUAAUCCUGAAGAUGAAGGAGAUGAAGAGGAGGACAAUGAGGAAGAGGAGCAAGAUUACGCUCCAGUUAAGAAGAAGAAACUUGGUAAAAACCCAGAUGUGGACACAAGUUUCCUGCCUGAUCGAGACAGGGAGGAGGAGGAGAAUCGUCUCAGAGAAGAGCUCAGGCAGGAAUGGGAGCUGAAACAGGAGAAAAUUAAAAGUGAGGAGAUUGAGAUCACAUUCAGCUACUGGGACGGCUCUGGGCAUCGUAAGACUGUUAAGAUGAAGAAGGGCAAUACCAUCCAGAACUUUCUGCAGAGGGCUCUAGAGGUCCUCAGAAAAGACUUCAGUGAGCUCAGGUCUGCAGGUGUCGAGCAGCUGAUGUACAUCAAAGAGGACCUGAUAAUCCCUCAUCACCACAGUUUUUACGACUUCAUUGUGACCAAAGCCAGAGGCAAAUCGGGUCCUCUUUUCAGCUUUGAUGUCCAUGAUGAUAUUCGGCUGGUGAAUGAUGCGACUGUGGAGAAAGAUGAGUCUCAUGCAGGUAAAGUUGUGUUGAGGAGCUGGUAUGAGAAGAACAAACACAUCUUCCCUGCGAGUCGCUGGGAGCCGUAUGAUCCUGAGAAAAAAUGGGACAAAUACACGAUUCGGUGAACACGCUGUCUCCUCCAUGACGUGAAAUCCUUCACACACUUUGUUUCUUUUUUAUUUUAUUUUCCCUUUAUGAUACACCAUACGGCAUCAAGCUUUGAUGUACUCUUAAUUCAUGGUUUUACUAGUUAAUGGAAAUUCUAUUUUUGUCCGAAUGUGUUUGAAUUAAUGCCGUUUCCUGUAAGAAUGACCACAUUAUGUGUAAAUAGCUCUUAAAUAUGAAUCAGCUUCUGUGCUCAAUAAAAAAUGACAAUGACAAC